GAAGAAUCUGUUCGCUGAACUAUUGUAACGUACCCCCAUUUAGGAAACAGUGGUAUCUACUACCAUUGCAACAUGGUGUCUGAUGAAAGUUAGAGAACUCAUUGCACGAUGAUCUGUCAGCUCUAAGUAUAGAUUCUACUCAGGUAGACUAUAUAAGAGUUAACGUAAGACUCAGACCUUCAGAAUAGAGUCUUUGGAAGAAAAGUUUAACUUAAGACAAGCGUAAAGAAGCUAGAAAGAAGCUAAGAUGAAGAAGAGACAGGUGAUGAACUGUAUAUUCUCGGCCUGGUAUCCGAGGUUUGAACACCUGACGUUUCCCAGCGUGGUCCUCCCGCUACCGGAGCAGUUCGUCAGCUAUCUACUGGCCGACGGGAUCGUCCUACCCAACAGUGUCAGGGGCAAGAGCCACAAGUCCAGUUACAAGGCCCAUCCUGAUGAUGACUCUGAUGUGGAGGACCCUGAUUGGUCAGAUGAUGAUGAUGAUAAUGCUCCCACAGAUGCACCAGAGUUUCCUGAGUUGGAAGCUCAGAUUAAACAGGCUAUCACUCAUCUUGGUGGAAAGGUUUUCCCCAAGCUGAACUGGAGUGCCCCAAAAGACGCAUCGUGGAUUGCCAUGAACAACAGUCUACAGUGUACCAGUCCUGAGGACAUCUACUUACUACUGAAGAGUUCGGACUUUGUAACACAUGACCUCACACAACCCUUUGACAGAUGUGAAGAUGAGGACACGGAUGUUGACGUCCCUUAUGAACUGGUUCUACGCAGGUGGACCAACGUCCACCCAGGGAUGGAGUUCAGGUGUUUUGUCAAAAACGACCGUCUCAUAGCCAUCAGCCAACGCCACCAUUCCAACUUCUUCCCGUACAUCCACGACCAACACGACAGCAUCCAGGCAGAUAUUGUCGACUUCUACCACACAGACAUUGAAAAGAAGUUCCCAGAUCCUAGUUUUGUAUUUGAUGUGUACAGAAAGAAGGCUGGAAAGUUGCUGCUUGUGGACUUGAACCCAUUUUGUGAAGUUACAGACCCACUGUUGUUCACAUGGGACGAGCUCACGUCAGGCGAAACCCAAGGGGGGUCAAAUUCCACGGAGGGGGAAGGGGGUGAAGAAGGGGUAGUGUUUCGGUACAUUAAGAACGAAAUGGGAGUACAGCCAAACCCUCUGCACAGUUAUAGAGUGCCGGAGGAUAUCGCACAUCUAACCAGUGGGGAGGAUGCGUACAAGCUCAUAGACUUCCUGCAGAUGAAGUGUCAAUCACAGGAGGGGGAGGAGUCAUCUGGGAUGGAAACAUGAUGAUAGAUUGGAGCACAGUAAGUGUAGGCUCCAGUGUUCUAGCCAGCGUCCAUCUUUCUGUCAUUUGACAGAACUUUGUCACUCAUGACAUUAAAAAAUUUUGCCCAAUCCGUCAUCUUUGACAAAAAUCAGCGUGUAAAGAUAUGGGAAGAGAUGCAUUAAACUAAGCUUAGUCUAUCAACCAAAUUUGCGAUCAAACUUAUCAACAUGUACCUAGGUUUGGAUAUUAUACCCAGCAUGAUAACAUUUCACUGUGUUGUUGCUCAUCUUUCUUUUUUUUUUGCACAGAGAUGCGCUCAGUACAUAAACAAAUAUGUAUACUGCUCUAUUUUUUCUAAAGUUGAUUUUUCCUGUAGCCAUAGUAAAUGAUACAGUACCAAGUUUGAGAUUUACUCAGAUUCAUUUAAUUCUUACAUGAUAUUUACUUCUAUACAACAGCAGUUGUUGGCAAUUUUGGUAUAUGAAGGGAUGACAGUUGUACCACUAACGUGUAUGCCACCAUCUCUACAGCUAUUGUAUGUGUAUAUGUAUGCAUCUUUGCCCAGUUCUCAAAGAAUUAUUAACAUAAUAACAGCCCUUUGACAGUUAGUUACUUUGCAAACCUACAGAAUAAAUUAUUAUCAAUAAUGUUAGUAUAAUCAUCAUCUCUAUUACAGCAACACUUUUUGAAUUAUUUUAUAUUUUCUUGUAUUUACAGUUGCAUCAAUGCAGCUUCUCUAGCACUUUAUUUUCCAAAUCAUAAUUAUGCAUAAAACAUGCAUGAAAAGACUUUUAGUGGAACAUUUACAUUGUAUCAUAGCAUGGUUGUGACAUUGGCUGGGUGAAUUACAUACAUUAACAUUUCGUAAAGCACCAAAGCUCUUUGCAAUCAGCUAUUAGAACAGUCCCUAAAAACUCCAACCUUCUGUGUAGUGACAUUUGACCACAACUGCAUUUCCCUUUAUUUAGUCCAUAGUUAGCAGUAUUUUUGAAUGCCCUUCUUUUCAUGCGCUGAAACUGUACUUUUGUACCAGUACCUGCUUUCUUGCCCAACUUGAAAAUUAUACUUGCUUUAAAACACCACAAUACACAUAGAAGUAAAUGGUAAUUUAAGUGGUCCCAUAUACAUGUAGAACAAAGAUUUAUUUGUGUACAUUCGUGUAUUGCAGAAAUUCUAAGCACAAUAAAGAAAAGCAUCCCUACAUAUAUCGGUACAUAUACUGUUACAGUAAUGCUGAUGUAGGGUAAAUAAAAGUACCUUUAAUUAAUUGUUCAAACUACCUUACAUACAUAAUUGGUCCACAAGGUCUUUCCAAUCAUACACAACAUGCACACCAGUUGUGCAGCAGCGCACCCCAACUUCACUCAACAGUACUGCAGCCUCGCCAGCUGAAAAUAUGCUGAACUGUUCAAGUCAAGACUUUACAAGUCUCUGUGCUAUGAUAGACUAUUGCACACCUUUUACAUUACAAACGUCAAACAAAAAAACAAACAUGCGUCAUUUCUUUCUCGGACUACAGGCUGUUUUGUGAUGGUGAAAGAAAGGAGAAAGUGAGGUACCUAUAGUUGUCCAAUCUGUGCACAUAUAGAUAUAAAUUCUAUCACCUAUUAGUAAGAGUGGAACAUUUGGUUAUGAAAUCCAACUCGUGACAAUUUCUCAAUAGGUGACAACUAUGGAAACAUUGUACAUUUUACAUUGUAUUCUAAAAGUCAAAAUUUUCCUAAAUCCCUUACCUACAUUGCAUUUGAACUAUAUUUAAUUUUUCUAUAAAUUAUAAUAAAUCUUGAGGAUUUAAUGUGUUGUUUCUAGAUCUGUUAAGCAACAGUAUUUAAAAUCAUCACCUUCUAGAAAUGAAGAAUUUCUAUUUUGGAAACAUAUGGUACCCUAAAGUUAAGUUUCUGUAGUUAUGAUCAUUUUUGGAACUGCUUUUUUUUUUCAAACAUGUCGUCAGGAAGAAUGAAAUAUUGUAGAAGCUGUACGUAGGGUGUAAAAUAUGGUUCUUGUCUUGUUUGAAUGUCUCAAAGCUCUAUAAUAACCAUGCCUUACGGACAUACUGACUGUUGUAGUAUCAAGAUACAUUUGUAAGUAGGAAUCAACCUACAAACAGGUAUUUCUUUUUUCACAAUAGGAUGAACAACUACACAUUGGAGCCAUCAAAAUGCCCAAGGCACCCUAAGUUAAAGGUAGUGCAUUGUGUAAACUAGUUCAAUAUUUGUGGCAGUU
Branchiostoma belcheri (Belcher's lancelet) is the source of this 3497-nucleotide messenger RNA. RefSeq names its product cell division cycle protein 123 homolog. The record is from RefSeq and is a predicted model, not a curated record. Gene Ontology annotation, cellular component: cytoplasm. The transcript has 4 exons. The coding region runs from base 248 to 1294 and encodes 348 amino acids. NCBI's taxonomy places the organism in Eukaryota, Metazoa, Chordata, Leptocardii, Amphioxiformes, Branchiostomatidae.